GCAACGAUAGGCUGCAAAUAACUGCUCUUCCGCGUGCAGCUGUCAAUAUCACGCGGGCGCGGUGGCCAUUUUCUUUGGCGAGGCGCUGCCAGUCCACGGAGGGAAUGUUUCUCCAGUGCCCGUGUAGGACGACAUAAAUACCAACCCUCGGCUAACAUGUCGCCGUGAGCAGCACCACCACUCCCAAACAUCAUCCCAGCCACUGUCGAGUCCGAGAUGUCUUGGCCAACGAUCUCUCUGCGCUUGCGCCCCCGCGACUUCGAGCCAACCACUGCGGACAAGGCCAUGAAGGCUUCCCAGCAGAAGAAGGCGAUCAAAGAGCUGUGGCUCCUCAUUACUGCCAUCAUCGCUGUCCUUUUCCUUACUCGCGUCUUGCGGUUCGCCUUCGUGCGCCUCUUCCGGCGUCGCUCUCAGCAGCCGGCCUCCAGCCAAUCGGAGAAGGCUUCGCCUGAAGCUAUUCUGCCUGGUCGCGCUGGGCGGGCGUCGUGGAGGCGUCUCCCUGCGGCAGUCGUCUCGGGCUUCCGUGUGGUCGCCUUCCGCAUUCAGGUCCCUCUUGGUGUUGGCGUAGCAUCGUUUGCGGAGCUGUUCUUUAUCUUCGGAUACAUCGCUACCAUGUUGGCCCUCACCCUGACGAACACUCUCGACUUGCAGUUCUGGUUCUUCGAAGACAGGGCUGCCCAUCUGGCCUCUUGCCAGCUUCCGUUCAUCGUCGCGUUGGCGGGAAAGAACAAUAUCAUCUCCCUUUUCACGGGCAUUGGUCACGAAAAGCUGAACAUACUCCACCGGGCUACUGCGAGGACCUGUCUCAUCCUCCUGUGGAUCCACGCUCUGGCCCGCUCGAUCUCCGGUCUCCCUGAAAAGUUCGACUUGACGCAUGGUUGGAUGCGCUGGGGCGUUAUCGGCCUCGCCGCUUUCACCUUGGCCACAAUUUUCUCGGUCCGCUUCAUCCGGAACGCCUUCUUCGAGUUCUUCCUUGUUUCACACAUCGUUCUCGUCGGUAUCUUCAUCAUCGGCGGAUAUCUCCACGCCCGAGAAGUCAACUUCGGCGACUACUUCUGGCCCGCGCUCGUCGUCUGGGCGUUCGACCGUGUCCUCCGCACCACGCGGCUGCUCUGGAACAACAGAGGCAAGGGCGGCACCGACCACGAGUUCGGGACUGCGACCGUCGAGCUCGUCUCCUCCGACACGAUCCGCCUCACGCUGAAGCGCAAGUUCCACUGGCGCGCGGGCCAGCACGCGUACCUCGUGCUGCCGACCGUGAGCGAGCUUCCGACGGAGGCGCACCCGUUCACGAUCGCGAGCAUCUCGCAGCCGCUCGACGGGACAGAGGGCACGAGCGAGAAGGACGUCGUGUUCAUCGUGCGGGGCAGGAACGGCUUCACGGGCCGUCUGCGCGAGCACGCCCAGCGCAGCGGCGAAUCGCGCGUCGCGGCCUUUGUGGACGGACCGUACGGGUGCCCGCCUGAUCUGUCGAAGUACAGCACCUGCAUCCUAGUGGCCGGUGGUUCUGGUGUAUCGUACACGCUGCCCCUUCUCGUGGACCUUGUGCAUCGUGCCCGGGCAGGAACGUCGGACGUGCGUCGGGUCAUCUUUGUAUGGGCAGUCCGUGAUGCAGAGCAUCUCCAAUGGAUCUCCAAGGUCCUGAACGAGGCCCUCGCCGCUGCCCAGUCUACCUCGCUCGCUAUCGAGCCGCACGUCUACAUCACGGGCCCGACGUGCACGAUCCCCGAGGUUCAACGCACCGCGUAUGCGCCGUCUGACGGGACGUCGACCCCGCCGAGCCCCGCAGACACUGGGAAGUUCGAGAAGGAGCUGCCGGUGUACUCGUCGCUGAAGAUCACGCACGGGCGCCCCAGCAUCCGGCGUGUCCUCCAGGAGGGCAUCGACUCCUCCACGGGCCCGGUCUCUGUCGAUGUCGCUGGCCCUUCGUCGCUCUCUGCGUCGGUCUCUCGCACGCUUUCCUCCAAGCUCACCAGCCCGACGAGCGUCCUCAAGGGCGCGCCCUCGGUGACGCUGCAUGUCGAGACGUUCGGCAUGUCCACCUGACGAUUCAUGAUAUGAUGACCGCCCUUGGGGCGUACAUAUGACCACUAGAUUCUAAUUCGUGUACCGGUAGUCUCUGCCUCUCUGUAUCCAC
Molecule: messenger RNA, 2137 nt
Organism: Trametes versicolor FP-101664 SS1
Lineage: Eukaryota; Fungi; Basidiomycota; Agaricomycetes; Polyporales; Polyporaceae
Exons: 11
Coding region: 217-2046 (609 amino acids)
Biological process (GO): copper ion import; intracellular iron ion homeostasis; iron ion transport
Cellular component (GO): plasma membrane
Molecular function (GO): ferric-chelate reductase activity
Source: RefSeq, a predicted model, not a curated record